Lolium rigidum is the source of this 1037-nucleotide messenger RNA. RefSeq names its product serine/arginine-rich SC35-like splicing factor SCL30A. The record is from RefSeq and is a predicted model, not a curated record. Gene Ontology annotation, molecular function: RNA binding. Lineage: Eukaryota; Viridiplantae; Streptophyta; Magnoliopsida; Poales; Poaceae. Bases 208 to 846 code for a protein of 212 amino acids. The transcript has 6 exons.
CCGACCAGUCUUUUGGUCAGGAACCUUCGCCGGGACUGCAGGCCAGAUGAUCUUCGAAGGCCAUUUGGGCAAUUUGGUCGUCUGAAAGAUGUGUAUAUUCCAAGGGAUUACCAUACUCAACAAGUCAUAAGAGUACUGUUGAAGAGAAGGAAGGCUAGAGAAGUUGCAACUUAAGAAACAUGCAGUUAAAGAUUAUUGUUGAAGAGAAUGGAAGAAAUAGAGAGUUGGAAAUUAAGAUAUAUGCAAAUGCAAGAUAUAGUUACAGGUUUAAGAGAUUUGAAGAGAAUGGAAGAAAUAGAGAGUUGGAAAUUAAGAGAUAUGCAAAUGCAACUAAGAUUACUAUUGAAGAGAACGGAAGAUAUAGUUACAGGUUUAAGAGAUUUGCAAGUCCUCAUGAAGAGUUUGAAGUCUGUAUUAGUACUCUUACGACUUACAACUGUAAGGGAGCCGAGAGGAUUUGGGUUUGUCCAGUACUUCGAUCCUGCCGAUGCUGCUGAUGCAAAAUACUAUAUGGAUGGACAGGUUGUUCUUGGCAGAGAAAUAGCAGUUGUGUUUGCCCAGGAGAACAGGAAGAAGCCUGGUGAGAUGAGAACCAGAGAAAGUAGCAGAGGCCAUAGCAGAGGCCGGUCUUAUGAUCGGCGGUACUCUCCUUCUCCGAGGGGCCGGCCAUCUUACCGAGGCCGGAGCUACUCAAGGUCUCCCUCUCCUCGGUACUCAAGGCGCAGAUUCAGAGAGGAGUCUUACUCACGUUCACCCGCUGACAGCGGAUCAAGGAGCCCGACGCCUUCUGAUGGGCGUUACGGAAGGUCUGCCCGAAGAGAGAGGUCGGUCUCUGUUAGCGAAUGAAGUAGUAGCAGCUCUGUUUAACGUUUAGAUCUGCGGUGGAGACGACUAGUACCUCGUGGUAAACCUAGUUGCUAUAUAUCACGUUGUGAACCUUAUCGUCUGUGGUGGAUCUAUAUAGAGGUUGCCAUCGUGUACUAGCAGAAGUUUGAAUUUGAAUAAACUGCAGACUGGGGUGUGUGGCAGUGUCCGAU